This is a messenger RNA of Necator americanus (New World hookworm), 708 nucleotides long. RefSeq lists its product as uncharacterized. Bases 1 to 708 code for a protein of 235 amino acids. Gene Ontology annotation, molecular function: acyltransferase activity, transferring groups other than amino-acyl groups. The transcript is spliced from 4 exons. The record is from RefSeq and is a predicted model, not a curated record. NCBI's taxonomy places the organism in Eukaryota, Metazoa, Nematoda, Chromadorea, Rhabditida, Ancylostomatidae.
AUGCAGCGAGUCGCCGAAGAGGACAUUCAUAUAGUUCGGGAUGUCACAUCAGAAAUGUGGGAUCAGAUGAGAGAAUUAAUGCGAACGGUGCCGUGGACAACUCAGGAUGAAGCUGUAUGGCAGCUACUGCCAGAAAUGAAAAACAUCUUACCGGUUUUUGCCAUAAGGAAAUCAGACACUUAUGUGCUAGGUGGCCUUGCAAUGGUGGUCACUGAUAUUCUGUACGGCGCAUUUUAUGUGAUGCGAUCAAAUUUUCGAGGACAAGGAAUUGGAAUGAAGUUAACGUACGAGCUCACAGAGCUAGUGCGUGGUUUUGCAGAAAUGAAGCCAGUGCUUGGAAGAGGAGGAAUUGCCCUAUUUGACGCUAAUGGAAAUAUGCAAGGAUUAACUGGAGCAGUACCAACGUUGAAUAGUCAUCACAUCAUCAAAAUUGGACCGAUGUUUGCCGCUUCACGGGAGAACGCUUGUUAUCUGCUCAAAUGCAUCACGGAUAUGAUUCAAACACCGAGUGCAACGUUUGUAAUUUAUAUAUCAACAAACUCAGCUGGAGACUGGAUGUUGAAGAAGUGCAGAGACGCAAAAAUCCCGUUAACAUUCGUAGGUACCGCUGCUAACUCCACCUGCGGUAAGCGAAUUAUUUACAAAGACCCUUGUGCUACCGAACUUAUGUUCGCCCCCAUGAACUGCCCUCUUUAUUUUGAUCGAUAG